Messenger RNA from Fonsecaea pedrosoi CBS 271.37, 825 nucleotides. RefSeq lists its product as uncharacterized. Gene Ontology annotation, biological process: mycotoxin biosynthetic process. The transcript is spliced from 3 exons. The coding region runs from base 1 to 825 and encodes 274 amino acids. Lineage: Eukaryota; Fungi; Ascomycota; Eurotiomycetes; Chaetothyriales; Herpotrichiellaceae. The record is from RefSeq and is a predicted model, not a curated record.
AUGUUCGACCACGACUGGUGGUCCUGGCCGGCCACUCGACACUACACGUAUCGCUACAACCUCCUAGACGCCGACAAAGAGGAAGCUUCGUUCGACGAGGGACGCCCCGACAUUCACAAUUCUCGACAACCUCGCCAUCGUGCGUAUUGUCGGGGAUCUUCGACGGUGUUGAAACUAAUUCUCGCCACGCUGGUAACAGCGAGUGCCUGUGUCCUCGCCUUCUACGCCGGGACAAUAUACGAGUACCAGAGGAACACUAAGUGGUCCAGCGGGGAUGGGGGCCCGUUACAGCUCCGCACCAUCGAGUUCGAAUUGGAAUACAACGCGAGCUUCGGCGACGCACCCAGCCCCGUCACCGAGGCCGCCUGGGACGAUUUGUUGCCCGUGCAAGGGGGAUUCUUUCAACAUCCCCAGAUUGCCCCGUCACGGUCUGAUUUUGCGGUAUUCCACCAGUUGCAUUGCUUGAACGGAAUCCGACAAGCCUACUGGUUCACCCACGCCGUCGCCACGGGCGCCGCCACCCUCUCCGCAUCAGCAGAUGGCCCCGACGCCGACAUGUCCGAGAUGAUCUCCCCCCGCCACAUCAGCCACUGCGUCGACCUGCUCCGCCAGGCGCUCAUGUGCCAGCCCGACCUGACGGUCGAGGUCAAGGACGAGCGCGGCGGCGUCACGGGGUUCGGCACCGUGCAUCAGUGCAAGGACUGGGCGCAGUUGAUGGCCUGGAUGGCCGAGUGGGAGACGUACGGGCAGACCGACGAGGAGGCGUACGAGGCUGGGGAGAGACAUCGUCAUCAUCAUCAUCACGACCACCUUGGACAUGUGUAG